Trichomycterus rosablanca is the source of this 3845-nucleotide messenger RNA. RefSeq names its product N-alpha-acetyltransferase 25, NatB auxiliary subunit (gene naa25). The coding region runs from base 20 to 2947 and encodes 975 amino acids. The transcript has 24 exons. The record is from RefSeq and is a predicted model, not a curated record. Gene Ontology annotation, cellular component: NatB complex; cytoplasm. Gene Ontology annotation, molecular function: protein binding. NCBI's taxonomy places the organism in Eukaryota, Metazoa, Chordata, Actinopteri, Siluriformes, Trichomycteridae. Gene Ontology annotation, biological process: N-terminal peptidyl-methionine acetylation.
UAGUCCUGUAACCUCCAACAUGGCGGCGAGGGGCCAUGUGCAAGAUCCUAACGACAGAAGAUUGAGACCCAUUUACGAUUAUCUUGACAAUGGCAAUAACAAGAUGGCCAUCCAGCAAGCUGACAAGCUGCUCAAGAAGCACAAAGAUCUCCAUUGUGCCAAGGUGCUAAAGGCCAUCGGUCUGCAGCGCACAGGAAAGCAGGAUGAAGCCUUCUCCCUGGCUCAAGAGGUGGCCAGUCUGGAACCCACUGACGAUAACUCCCUCCAGGCUCUCACCAUCCUCUACAGAGAGAUGCACCGACCGGAGUUGGUGACCAAACUGUAUGAAGCAGCAGUCCGGAAGGUUCCCACCAGUGAGGAGUACCACUCUCAUCUCUUCAUGGCCUAUGCACGUGUUGGAGAGUACAAGAAAAUGCAACAGGCUGGCAUGGCUCUUUAUAAGAUCGUUCCCAAAAACCCAUAUUACUUCUGGUCAGUUAUGAGCCUGGUCAUGCAGGCCAUCUCGGCCCAGGACGAGAAGCUCUCUCAUACGAUGUUUCUGCCUCUGGCUGAGCGCAUGGUUGAAAAAAUGGUCAAAGAGGACAAGAUUGAGGCCGAGGCGGAGGUGCAGUUGUAUUUUAUGAUUUUGGAGCGACUGGGGAAAUACGUUGAGGCGCUAGAAGUGGUGCGAGGGCAGCUUGGAGAAAAGCUCACCAGCGAACUACAGAGCCGGGAAAACAAGUGCAUGAUGCUGUACCACCAGCUAAAGAGAUGGCCUGAGUGCAACGCUCUUUCACGCAAACUGCUUCUCAAAAACCCUGAUGACUGGCAGUUCUACAUAUCCUAUUUUGACUCCUUAUUCCACCUUAUUGACCAGAGUUGGACACCACCAGAAGAAGGAGACCACUGUACGGAGGGUGAAGUACACUGUUCCGUGGACCAGGCCAUUCAUUUUGUGGAGGAACGGCUGGCAGCAGACGACGUUAAAGAGUCUAGACCACUCAGGGGUCCCUACCUUGCUCGCCUGGAGCUGAUACAACGUCUUCGGCGGAGGGACUGUCCUCAAGAACAGCAACUUGGUGAGCCUCCCGAGCUUAUGUUCCAGUACUUUGUGAAAUUUGGAGACAAACCAGGUUGCAUCACGGACCUUAAGAUCUUUUUGGACCUCAUUACACCGGACCAACAUGUCCAAUUCAUCAACAGGCUGAUGGAGGCGGUACCCCUCAAGGCAUCAGACGAGGCUGGUGCAGCCCUCCCGGAAGACACGCGGUCCCUGCAGAGGCACCUGUGUGUAGCUCAGCUGGGUCGCUGCCUGGGCCUGAAUCACAAACUUGAUGCUGAUGGAAAAUUGGCCCUCAUCCAGGAGCUCAAACUCCACUAUCAUCAUGGCUUACAGUUCGGGAAGUCCUGUCUAAAGACGGAACUGCAGUUUUCUGACAUGUACUGCCUUAUGGUUGCUCAUGUCUACGUAGACUUGUGGCUUGAAACAGGUGAUGAGCACAUUUUGUGGCAGGGUAUAGGAAUGCUAGAGGAAGGCCUUUUGCACAGCCCGUCCAACGCCCAGUUUAAGCUGCUACUCCUGCUCCUUUACUGCCGUCUGGGCGCCUUCGAGCCUGUCGUAGACCUUUACUCCAGCCUGGAUGCCAAACACAUUCAGCACGACACCAUAGGAUUCUUACUGACUCGCUAUGCGGAGUCCUUGGGCCAAUAUGCUGCUGCUUCUCAGUCCUGUAACUUCUCCCUCAGGUUUUUCCAUUCAAACCAGAAAGAUACCUCAGAAUACAUUAUUCAGGCGUACAAAUACGGGGCAUUUGAGAAGAUCCCGGAGUUUAUUGCCUUUAGGAAUCGGCUCAACAACUCGUUUCACUUUGCUCAAGUGCGCACAGAGAGGAUGCUGCUGGACCUUUUCCAGGAAGCAGACAUAUCAUCUACUUUAGAGGAUAGUGUGAAGUCCAUGUUUCUUUGUUCUGAAGAUGAUGACAUUCCUUGGGACAACAUAAGGGACAAUAGAGAUCUUACUGUAUUUGUCAGCUGGAAUCCAAAAGACCGGGAGCUGAGUGAGGAGGACAGGCAGCGCUCUUUGGAAGAGGAGCUCUUGUGGCUGAAGAUACGGUCUCUUACCCUGAGACUGGUAGGCUGUCUCUCCACAAUGUGCCACCCUCCAUCACUGCACAACUCUGAGAAAACGACAGAGAACGGGGUGUGUGCCAAACCCUCUGCCAUGCAGCCGCUGCUUUCCCAGCUGGAAAGUGCGCUUAGCCAGGCAGCUCAGUUCAUUGACGCACACUCACAGAAGCACUACCCAUUGCUUGGUCCCCCCUCCACUCGGUUGGCACAGGCGCUGGCCUGUGGUAGUUGCCAGUGCCAGUUGUCUAUCCUUCAGCUGCCCGUCCACCUGCAGGAGUUGGAAGUUGCUGGCCUAGAUCAGUCGACGGAGCUUCAGGCUCAGAUAUCAAACGUCUUCAAAACAUUAACAGUACAAUUUCAAGAUAUGUUGAACAAAUGUAAGGGCGACUUGUUGGUAGUCAAAGACAGCCGAUGCAAGACGCAGCCUGUUCUAUUAGAAAAUCUAGUUUUCUUUGUUGAGACGAUUUGUGUAGUACUAUGGGUGUCCAAUUACUGUGCCAGCAUACUGCGGCCACUUAAGUCCAGUUUACAGAAGAAAAAGAAGAAGAAAAAGGACACCAGUGCAGUAAUGCCAGUGGUGAUCUCCAGUUUCCAGGAAUUUACCAGCAGCUUGCAGAAUCUUCUAAGCCAGUCUCAAGAUCACAUUAAAGAUCAGGAGAGCAGGCUAACAGCCCUAAAACUAGAGAAUCUCUCUUUGGAGGGAGUCAUCCAGACCAAGGAGGAGGAGAGCUUCACCAAGACUGUGAUGGAUAAAGUGCAGAGUAGCUACUUGCGCUCUCUGCAGGAGGUUGGGGAGCUGCUGAAGAAACGAAGCGACAGCCUCAAAUCGCAGAAGAUCUGAGAGUCUGGCACCUCUCCAGAAGACAGUCCACUCACGCUCUCCGCUGUUCCUCUUUCAUCAUACCGUCUUCACCCACAGGCUGGCUUCUGCACAACCAUCCGUCUUGCUGCGCCCUAAACCACCAAUCAAGUGAAUUCAGAUGAUCCUGAAACUCCAGCCAGCUGCAUAGCAAACCAAUAAGCAAUUUUAGAAGAGCUGCUCUAUAAAUUAUUGUACAUAGCGUGGGGAUUUGCUCCAACUCUGAAUUAAAAUGAAUUGCUUUGUCCUUUUCGCCCGCCCCGUUGUCGUCUCUCUGUUAGUAGCGGUCGCCUCUCUACCCACCGUCCUUUCCGGUCGAUCGUAACGAAACUAUGCCAGCGCAUAUCUGUCAACUUUCCACAGGUGCGGUUUUGAUCCCAGGUCUUCUCGUUUGCACCAAAAAAAAAAAACUUCACAAGGCGGUAAUGUAGCCAGUUUUGGUGCAGUUCAGUGACUACGCUGCUGAUAGUGCUUCGGUUCGAGUGCUGGUUUGUAGUAGAAUAUGUGAUGGAGUGUUGGGAUUGGCUUGCAUUCGCUACAGGCUUGUCUUCCAGCUGGAUGAGUGACAGUUGCUUCAGUGACUUGGUUCUUUUUCGGUUUUGUUUAGUUUUUUUUUUGUAUUGAUACAAAUGAGCGUAAACAGGGAACUGAAUUCAUGUGCGUUUAUAUUUGAAUUAACUUCAAACCUGUUCUAAUAACACUCAAACCAUCCACACGGCAAGAUGUAGCCCUACUACUCGGUGGUUUGUUUCACCAACAGAAGGAAGAAUCUGUGGGCAGUAGAACCGAGUGCUGCACGUAUGGAUGCUCGUACAGUAACGUUUGGAUGGUCCGACAGUCCUGUUGUGUUAAAAAACGUUAAAAAACGAGACAAACCCUU